UAUAGGUUAGUGCAAGUACAUACAACGAGGUCUUCUGAAAAAACAAAACUGGAAGUGAGACCCUGACACUGGGGGGAGGGGAGAUGCGUAGAGGGGUGCUUGAAAACUGGGCUCGGGUGCGAAUUUGAGAAAGUAUUAAGUGCAGAAAUGAGCACCUGAAGAAAGAUAUUAGAAUAGUGCAGGGAUGGAGAGCGGAGAGAAAGGGGAGAUAAUGUUUUUCUUGGCUAUUGCUAGUGAGAUAAUUUCAAGAAAAUGUGGGGAGGUGUGAGGUUCCACGACUGUGUUGAUGGUGUGGGGGGGGGAUUGUGUGAGGUAAAAGGACUGUGUUGAAGGUGAAGGUUUCGGUGGCAUCACAACAUGAGAUGUUUUUGAUGUUCUGUGGAUUGUAGUUUGUAUUGGAUUUAAAAGAAACAUUUUUAAUUAACCACUCUAGUUCAGCUCGAAACCAAAUCGAAACCAAAAGUACAAUGGCACAAGAGUGACGUGUCCAACACGUCAGCUGGUCAUUUUACUCUGAAACAAAAGGUCAACACAAGAGACACAUCUCCAGACCAUAGCUAGAGGUCACGUGAUGGUGAGUGCAGAAAGAAUUCAAGUGACGUUACAAGGUGGAGCUCCUUGGGGGUUUCGUUUGUCUGGGGGUGGAUCUUUGCCCCUGACUAUUAACAAGAUACGUAAGAAGAGUCAAGCUCACCUAAAUGGUUUACAAGAAGGAGACGCCAUCAUCUCCAUUAAUGGCGUCCAUGUACAUGACAAGAGCCAGGACGAGGCUCUAGAACUGGUGGAGAAGGCUGGGGACUCACUUUCUCUGGAGAUAUACAGAGGCGACAAUGAUGACUCGACUCGAGACAAGCCAAAGAAGGCAAUCUUGGUGCCUGGAGGUGUAGCAGCAGCACCUGUCCAGGAUGAAGCACCACAAGCUCAAUUUAUCAAAACAUCAUCUGUUGAUAACGUCACUUCCGACUCAUUCGAGACUGCAGAGAGUGACAUCAGUCACGGUGGGUUCAAGGUCACAGUCUCUGUGGACGAGAUGUCCGGCUCGACCUACAACACUGAAACUUCACCAGGACUCAUUUUGAGAGCUACUGUGGAUGACGUGUCUGCAUCAAGUCGUGCCACUCAGAUGGUAGAGCCCUCUCCAGUUCUCUCGGUCCAAACUGCUGAGUACACAAAAGACCAGUAUGAGCUGGAGUCUACUUCAUCCCUUCCGACAGUCAUGGCUACUCCCUUCACUGACUCCACGGUCAUUGUUGACGCCCCUGCUUUAAGCUUUAUCCCAGGUCCUCAACUUCCUGGGCCGCAAGCCCUUACUGACACCUAUCAAUCAGGAACUGUAACCGCUUCACGAUCUCCCCAGAGUCGCAGCCCUGUGCCACCACCGGUCAGUCCCAAACCAGUGGCCGUGCCGCCACCACCUCCCAUCAGCCCCAAGCCGUCCGGCGUAACCUCCAGCUCUAGUUACGCGACUUUCGACGACGGCCAGACUCGACGUGAGGUCACCCGGGAGCAGCACAUUCAGCGAAGCGACGACGGCUCCAACUCGACCGUCGUCCAGCGGGAAUCCACUCUGACGACCAGUAAUUACGGCCCGUCCUACGUGAAAAGCCAGCAAUCGUCUUUUAACGUGGUUCAGUCCAGCGGCAUCGGAGACACUCAAAGAUCAUCUUCCAAGACUACAACGUUGCUCAACACGACCACUACUGUCGUCAACAAAAAAGGACCCACGCCUUUUGCCAGUAGCGUCUCUAGCAACAUACAGCUCCCUCCAAUACCACAGCCUGGCCUCAGUGGAAGUCUUAGCACUGGGAAUCUAUCAAAGCCUGCUCCUAUGUUUAAACCCACCAAAUAUGUCCCGGGAUCUGGUAAGAAAGAAGUUCCUGGACUUUACCCUCCAACAUCUCCUUUGGUGGACACUAACGUCAACGCUAAAUUUAAAUUUGGCAAAGAGAAUGCUGCCCCGACUCCUAUGUUCCAGGUCAAGAAAAUUGUAUCUGAGAACACUCAACCCAAAGGUCGGGAUAUCUGGAGGCCAAAUGUCUGGCUCCCAGACCAAGAUCCUACUCAGAUGCCUGGUUCUGCAGCCAUGACCCCGACAGAGGACAACCCACCCUACUUCACGCUACCCUUUGCUAAAAAACAUGGCAAGUCUCUGGUGGAAGAACAGAAAAGGAAGUUAUUGCAAUCUCAGAUGUCCACGUCAUCAAGGACUGAUCACGAGGACUUCUACACGGAUGGUCAAGACUUACACCACGAGGCCCACCAUUCACACCACAAACGUCUGCACGUCUUUGCUCCACCAGUUUUCAUCCAAGCUGACGCUGACGCCAGCGAAAUGUAUUCUCCCUACGAUGAGCAGCUGCUGGACGAUGAGGAUGACGCGUCCAGUCAGGCUUCAUCGACCACUCGGAGAAAGAAAAAGCUGUACGCCGACUCAGCGUUCUAUGAUGCUCCUGGAAAGAAUUACCCAACAAUCACUGAACAAAUGAAACUGUGCAAGAAGAUUGCCCAGUCUCUGACGUCUGCUGCCAACAGAAGAGCCCGCGGUGCCAAGAUGUUCAUGAAACGCAAAAGAAAGUCAACCAAGUGGAUCCACGAAGGUCAAAGCGAGUUCUCAUCGUCUGCUGGGGAUGUGGCUAAUCUUCACGAGCUAGACAGUGAACUGAGUCCAGACGAAGGGGGAAACAAACCCCUCCUUUACUUCAAGAUCCCUAGUCUGAAACAUCGCAUUAGCAGCGAGGGAAAACAGACAAAAAUGGCGCUAACUCAAGAAGAAUUUGAGAAGCUUCGCCUCAACUCUAAAAAAUGCGACCACAGAAACGUAGCCCCAGACACUUGUUUCGACAUCGUGGCUGACCUGAAGGCGCAUAAAGGGAAAGGAGGCAGAAUGUUCGAGAAACGAAAACAAAGGUCUGACAAGUUUGUAAUCGAUGAAAGCAAUGCCAGAUUUGUGGCCCCGACUCCCAAGAUAACUCAUCCGAUAAAACCUUUGCGCCAAGAGAAGACGCCAUGGGAGGCUGCUAUGGAGAAUCAAGGGAAAGUGGACGCCGCCUUCUCUCAGCUGACUGAAUGGGAGAAGAACCAAAGGCUAAAUCUCAAUGCUAAUAAGAACCUAGAUCUAGCACCUCUUCCGGCAGUCAAAUCAACACUGAGAUCUGACGAGUCUCCACACCUCUUGAAAGGCAAAAACUUCAAUCGCACUGCAAGAGGAUGGGCUGGUGGUGGAGAGUACCCUGUGGCUGAUCAACUUCGACCAGUAGAAGUAAACUUUGCAAAACCUCAAAGUCCAAUGCAACCAGCCCAAAGCUCCCCCAGACAGCCUGUUGUCAGCCAGAGGCUCCAGGAUCCACCUCAGCCACCUACUGCGCCGGAGCUCGUCCAACGAAAACGCAAUCCCCCAACUGCCCCAAAACCACAGGUCACCUGGCAAACCGCCACGCCUGAGUCAUGGCAACCCAAUCGGCAGGAAAACCUGCAAACAAACAGGCAAUCCAACCGACAGGAAACAUGGAAACCAGAAAGUCAAGACACACGACAGUCCAACUGGCAACAAGUGAGACAACAGGCUAGCGUGCAAGAUGACUGGCGAAAUAACGAACUGGCCAUGUCUAGACAGAGGGGCGGAGGGGAUGGAAACUCACAGAGACCAAAAAGCUGGCAUCCAAACAACGCAAACCAGAGAGACGCAUUUGAUGAUUCUUAUGCUCCUGUGGAUUACAAUUUCGGAUCCCAAGAGUAUCCCAAAGUCGCCUACAUGCAGCCAAUUAUUCCAGGAACUGACUUGUGAUACGAUUGCUCUUCCGUCUCAUACUAGUGCAGAUGACGUAAUGGAUUUUUGCGUCUGUUUGACUUUAUUCAUUUUUUUUCCACAUAGACGUUGAACUCCUGACGGUAUUCGUAUGUAAUUUCAGUUUAAAAUGCUCACAAGAAAUCAAUCUCCAUUUUAAUUUUCCAAACUAUUUACAUAAUCUAAACAACAAUGAUUAUUAUACUGAAUGAUUAUACAAUCAUGUCUUUGUUAACAUUUUUAACCAUACAAGAGCUCAGUCGUUGGCAUGACGAAAAAAAAAAGUGUGUUUUGCAAUCUGUUAAUAUAUCUUUGUCAAUAGUAAACCAAAAAUUGCUCAUGUCUGUGGCUGAAAUUAGAUGAUGAACGUGUCUCAUUAAAUUAUAAUCCAACAAAAAUGUUCAGAAAUAAUAAAUAUUUUACUGACGGAUUGGAGAAUGUAUACGACUACAGACUCUAGUAAUACAUAUUAUUAUUAUUAUAUUAUAUUAUUAUAAUGUAUUGUCAUCUAUUUAGAAAGCAAUUAUCAUAACGUCAUUAUUUGUAGUUUCUGAACAGUGUUUUUCCCAAUGUGUUUCAAUGCUCAUGCAGUGAUAGUUUUGGAAUGUAUUUUCACACUUUUGUAUGAUUUGUUUUUAAUGACAAGACAAGACUCUCCUUUAGAACAGAGCAGCCUAUGUGUAGCCAAGUUUUAUCUUUGCUGCUUAUGUUAAUGAAAUUAAUUUACAUGUCUGAUUCAGACAACUCUUCUCUGCUCUAAUUGCACUUAGGAAACAAAAGUGGACGUUUCUUGAAACAUCUCAACUGAUGUUAUUCGCUUUGUUUUCUCAUUCUUCAACUAUUCUUGUUUUUUAACAUUCUAUCCCAAAAACAACAACAAAAAAGCAAAAACGAAACGAAACAAAAAAUAAUUGAUUUUCUCAGUGACAUUACAGUGACCUAUUUCAUUUCUGAUUCAUUCAUUGGUUGUGAUCUUUGAUGUUUGUAUAUUUUGUUUGAUCAACAGUAGCAUGCUAGUUGAAGCUCUUCACCAUGAUGACAUGUCGAAAUAAAAAUACAAAACAACAAAAACGUGUUCUUACCUACACGUCUAGACACCCCCCCCCCCCGAAACACACACCCCAAACACACAAGACACACCCCCCAACACACCCCACAAUCGACACACCCCAAACACACCACACAAACACCAUCAUACGCACUAUGUAAAUAUGAGUUUGUUUUCUUAGCUUCAAAAUGUCUGUCUAUUUGUAUCUCACCCAUCUCGCAGAGAUUUCUUUAGUUUGUCAUCAAAUGGUGGUGUGAUUUUUGUUUCUAGGGUUGCCUUCUCUGUGUGUGUGUGUGUAUUUUAACAUUUAUUUCCUUAGUCUUUCAUUAUAAUAAAUAUUUAUAUUAUAUAAAUAUAUUUAAAUCUGUUCAUAUAUCGAUGACUAUUCCUGAAUGAUAUUUGCUGAAUAUAUGUUAUUGGUCUUUGUCUGUAAAAAAAAAAUAUUUGAUUGGAACAACGUAUAUGAAUUGAAUUAGAACAAUCUCACUUGUGUAUGUGUAUAUUACAAGAGAGGCUAUUUUAAACAAUUUCAAAGUAAAAAAACAGGUAAAAGUCUUGCAUACAGAGGUCCUAGCUUUCAUAGAAUUAGGGCUUCAAAGUCGCCAAAAAUAUCUACUUGAAAUAGGCCUUAUUUAUAGUUCUAUAUGUACAGAGCAGCGUGAAAUGUCUGUAUAGAAAGGAGUUUUUCUUGUAUUAAGAAUGACAUGACCUAAGCUCUGUUGGUUCCUCGCAAGGGCGGCAACUCUGAGAAGGGGGGGUGGGGUAUGAGAUGACGUUAUCCCGUAGUGCCCGCCUUUGGUGUGAAUUGUUUUUGUGUUUUGACUUGAUUAUUUCACCUGGAGUAUAACAUGCGUGACCUUCCAAAACAAAGUGCAGAGUAGACACACUUUGUGCUGUACAGUACUAAAACUAAAUUUAGAAUUUUUAAUUGUUACAAUUAUUUUAUGUUUACAUCCGCCAUAGAUUUCCAUUGACUAGUGUUACGUCCAUUGUCUAGAUUUUUUAUUUUCAUAUUAUUUGAUUCGAUAUGUCAUUUCAAAUAGCUGCAAAGAUUAUUGAGUGAUGUAGAUAAAAUGAAUUGGUUACUAUGUACCUAUCACCCAUAAAUAAAGAACACAAAUUAGAAGUAAAAUAA
Messenger RNA from Biomphalaria glabrata, 5967 nucleotides. RefSeq lists its product as uncharacterized. The transcript is spliced from 8 exons. Gene Ontology annotation, biological process: positive regulation of actin filament bundle assembly. The coding region runs from base 572 to 3784 and encodes 1070 amino acids. Gene Ontology annotation, cellular component: Z disc; nucleus; actin cytoskeleton. Gene Ontology annotation, molecular function: actin binding. The record is from RefSeq and is a predicted model, not a curated record. NCBI's taxonomy places the organism in Eukaryota, Metazoa, Mollusca, Gastropoda, Planorbidae.